This is a messenger RNA of Olea europaea var. sylvestris, 804 nucleotides long. Its product is annotated as tetraketide alpha-pyrone reductase 1-like. Bases 90 to 401 code for a protein of 103 amino acids. The transcript has 2 exons. Lineage: Eukaryota; Viridiplantae; Streptophyta; Magnoliopsida; Lamiales; Oleaceae. The record is from RefSeq and is a predicted model, not a curated record. Gene Ontology annotation, molecular function: oxidoreductase activity, acting on the CH-OH group of donors, NAD or NADP as acceptor.
CUUUCCGUAAAAAGAUAAAGGUUCCACCUGUUCAAUCAUUUGAAAUAUUGCUUUUUUAACUUCUUGUUCAUCUAGAAGGAUACGAGGAAAUGGAAAACAGAACCUGGUAUGUAGUUGACGUACGAGAUGUAGCUGAAGCACUAAAUUUGGUAUAUGAGAAACCCGAAGCUGAAGGUAGAUACAUUUGUUCUGCUCACGUGGUCAAAACUAAAGAUAUUGCAGAAAAACUAAGACAAAUCUAUCCCAACUAUAAAUAUCCCAAGCGUUUUAAAGAGGGAUCUGAAGCAGAAAAUCUCAUCAUUUCAGAAAAAUUGCAAAGGCUGGGUUUGAAAUAUAAGGCACUGGAAGAAACUCUUGUUGAUUCUGUUGAGAGCUACAAACAGGCUGGACUUCUGGAUUGAAGCCAUCAAAUAUUCCCAGACUUGUCCUUCUGGUCAUCAGAACAAUUAUAAGUUGUUGCUAUGAUAUUUACAUCCCUUAGUAGUUAAACAUAUAGCAAUGAAUAAUGCUGUGUGGACAAGAGAGGUUUCAUAGAACCCCUCCAAAAUGCACACAAGCAGGUGGGCCCCCCAUGUGGGACCCACCUCAUAGAUAAUUCAAAAACCCCCCCUCCACCUGCCGUGUGUCUUCUGGAGGGGUUUUGUGAAACCAUUCUGUACACAUAGUAUUAUUCUAUAGCAAACUCCAGCUUGCUGUUUAGCGGGAAGUUGUACUAAUGAUGUGAAAUUUGAAUAAUAUGUUAAUGUGCUUGUAAGGCCACAAGUAUAGGAAGUAAAGCCAUGUAGAUAGGGUCGGUUCUGUGAU